This is a messenger RNA of Elaeis guineensis (African oil palm), 2967 nucleotides long. Its product is annotated as phosphatidylinositol 4-kinase gamma 7. Gene Ontology annotation, molecular function: protein binding. The record is from RefSeq and is a predicted model, not a curated record. Lineage: Eukaryota; Viridiplantae; Streptophyta; Magnoliopsida; Arecales; Arecaceae.
AGGAGAGAAAGCGAACGCGAGAGAGAGAGAGAGAGAGAGAGGAAGGGGAGGUGGGGGGGGAUUCGGAGGAGAAUCUGAGCUGUUGUGUCUGCGCGUGAUCGGAUCUGCGCCGUCGGUCGUCGUCUCUCCGGGGGCGGGGAGGCGGACGGCGUUCUGCCGGGCGAGCUUGGCCUGCUUCCUGACCAGAUCCGAGACUCUGCGUUCCGUUCAUUUGAUUCAUCCAUCUUCUGAAAAGAUGGCUUCCCCGUUGUAGGGGAGGCGCGCCAUCUCCACCCAUACUUCCUUCACCACUUGCUUUCUGCUUCUUCUGUCGUGAGGCCAACGGUCACUAUUUGAUAACCUUGUAGUUGCUACAUGAUCAAUUGUGCUCCACAUCUUCCUCUCUUUGUGACCGCAUCAGCCUUGGUGUUUGGCGUGGGCACAAGAGAGAGGAAAAGGAAGAAGAGGAGCCUCUGCUGCCUCGGACAGUGAAUACCAUGUCUCCUAACUUGGAUAGCCCUGUCCAGACCCAGAUGGCAGUUGCAGUCUUGAAUCGCGCCCACAGCAGUGAAUACCAUGGGAACAAGAAAAGUGAGGGAAAGCCUGCAGGGAGGAGACGUGUGUUCGUCCAAACUGACACUGGCUGUGUAUUGGGUAUUGAAUUGGAUCGUGGAGACAAUGUCCACACUGUGAAGAGGAGGUUGCAGGUAGCCCUCAAUGUGCCUACCGAGGAGAGCUCACUCACAUUUGGUGAUCGUGUGUUGAAGAAUGAUCUUACUGGGGUUCAGAAUUGCCCGUUACUUCUCACUAGGAAUUUCCUUCACAGGAGUUCCUCCACCCCAUGUCUCUCUCCCACUGGAAAGGACCUCCAGCAGAGAGAUCGGAGUGGUCCAAUUGAAAUCUUGGGGUGCUCAAGCCACUGUUCUCGAACAAAACAGCUGGUCAAGGAUGCAGUGAAGGCUAUUAAAAGUGGUGUUGACCCCAUCCCUGUUCAUGGUGGGCUUGGGGGUGCCUACUACUUCAGAAAUAGCAGAGGUGAGAGCAUCGCCAUCGUGAAGCCUACGGAUGAGGAACCAUUUGCACCUAACAAUCCAAAAGGUUUCAUUGGGAAAGCCCUUGGACAACCAGGCCUGAAAAAGUCUGUGCGUGUUGGUGAGACAGGGUUUAGGGAGGUUGCUGCAUACCUCCUGGACUAUGAUCACUUUGCCAAUGUUCCUCCAACAGUCUUAGUCAAGAUAACCCACGCAGUGUUCCAUGUCAACGAUGGGGUCAAUGGUGCGAAUGGUAAGGCUCAUGACAAAAAGUCUCAAGCUGUCAGCAAGAUUGCAUCAUUUCAGCAGUUUAUCUCUCAUGAUUUUGAUGCUAGUGAUCAUGGGACCUCUAGCUUUCCUGUUGCAGCAGUGCACAGGAUUGGUAUACUUGAUAUUAGAAUCUUCAACACAGACAGGCAUGCAGGGAACCUUCUGGUGAGGAAGCUUGUAGAUGGAGCUGGUAGAUUUGGAGCUCAGACAGAACUCAUUCCAAUAGAUCAUGGACUCUGCCUGCCAGAGAGCUUGGAGGAUCCUUAUUUUGAAUGGAUCCACUGGCCACAGGCAUCAGUACCUUUCUCUGACGAUGAACUUGAGUACAUUGCUAAUCUUGAUCCUGUUAGAGAUUCUGACAUGCUUCGGAUGAAGCUGCCUAUGAUCCGUGAAGCAUGCCUCCGGGUUUUGGUCCUUUCCACAAUUUUCCUCAAGGAAGCUGUGGCAUUUGGGCUUUGUCUCGCAGAGAUUGGUGAGAUGAUGAGCAGGGAGUUCAGGUGUAUGGAAGAAGAGCCUAGUGAGCUCGAGGUUGUAUGCAUUGAGGCACGGAAAUUGGUAGCUGAAAGAGAUGUAUUUUCUUCAGAAGCUGAACCAGUAGAUGAAGAUGUAAUCCAGUUUGACAUUGAUUGUGAAGAUAGUGGUCUGGUGGUGCCAAAAACACCACCAUCAUACUAUUUUGGGUUGAAGGGGGGAAGUUCCAGAAACCUGCUGUCGAAACUAGAGGAGAGCUUGGAGGAGGAAAGCAAUGAUGACGGUGAAAAGAACAGUGUGGAAGAAGUUACUUGCUUCCUGCCUGCUAGCAAUCAGUUUCCAAAGGUUUCAAAGUUGUCCACAUCAUUGAAGGGCGUGAGCCUUACCGACAAAACCCAGCGGUAUCUGGAUGGUGUUCCAAAAGGGAAUGAUACUACAGUUAGGACUAACAAUAGUGGUGGUGCUAGUGGACUUCAGAGUGGGAGCAGGAGGAGUGCAAAUGAGCAGUUGCCUGCAAGCAUGAGCUUUGUGAAACUGUCAGACAUGGGGGAGGAAGAGUGGGGGAUGUUCCUUGAGAAAUUCCAGGAGCUGCUGCAUGGAGCAUUCCGUGACCGGAAGUCUGGAGCUGCUGGCCAGAGGCAGAGGCAGAGGCUAGGCACUUCUUGCCAGUUUUGAGUAGGAGAUAGAUCAAGAGAAUAGGGACGAUGGCUGUCCGUUCUGUUGCAGUUGUUAUUUGUUGUGCCCUUACUGGUAGCUGUAAAGAAUGGAGAAGGGGGUUUUAAGAAUAAGACCAUCAUGGUUUGGGACUGACAAGAGGGUGAUAUGUGUUAAGGGAUGAGGUGGAGGUGGUCGCGCUUAUGUAUAUAUCUUUCAGCUCUUUGUUAAAUAUCAGUUACGUGGAGGAGGCGAGUGUGAUUGGCUAUCUUGUUCUUUUCCUAUCAUUUUAUGCCUUUAUUAGACGAUGGUUAUUAAAAAUAAACACUUAGAAAAUGUCUGUACAUCUGCUUUUAUAUCUUUAGGAUGCCCUUGUUGUCUGUUAUUUUGAACAUAUAUGGAGGCCUAUACCAGGAGCGACUGUUGUUGGGAGACAUUCUUGUGUGUUCAUUAGAUGAUUCUAUUCCUCCAGGGUUUGAGAUCAUGAUGUGGUUAGAAUGCUUUACGUUUGAUGGUUCUUAGCUUGCAAGCUGCCUUGUUCCUAGUGCGGGCUUGAGUACCA